CGACAAAUCAUCUCCCCACCUACACCGACAUGGCUGUUACUCGACGCAUCUCCCUCAAAAAGACCAAGGUCGCCAAGCCGAAGAAGACGUACAAGCAAUGGACUGAAAGCGACCUCCUCAGAGCAAUGACUGCUGUUAAGAAUCACCAGCUCUCGCUGAAUGGUGCCAAGCGUGUCUACGGUAACCAGUUCAAGAUGACUAUCGCGGCCAAUCUGUUCGUCCCCAAGGUUCUCGACACUAGCGUCCGUGCACCUGCCAUUAUCGUCGGCAACCCGAUGGGCGCUGUGAAGGAGCAGAGCACCAACCUCUACGCCACCAAGUUGGCCGAGCAGGGCUUUGUCACGAUAUCGACUUUCAGCGCUGUCGUCGACUAUCUCACGUUGCAGGACUUUAUCGACCCUGAGCGUAUCGGCGCGCUCGGAAUUUGCGGUAGUGGCUCCUUUGCGAUCAGCGCGUCCAAGAUCGACCAUCGCAUCAAGGCGGCACAGAGUGUCGAGCAACGCAAGGCCGCCAUCGCUUCUGCGACGCAACAAUGCUCGCUUGAGGCCGCCGGUGGCGAGCGGGCGUCGUGCGGCGAGUGCACACCUCCGGGGUUUUCCCGUAACGUGGCAACGCACCCGACCCUCUCCAGCAAUGUGAAGUCCAUGAACUUCUACCCGUUCGACGACAUCGACACGAUCUCGUCGCGUCCGUUGCUGUUUGUGUCUGGUGACCAGGCUCACUCUCCCGAGUUUGGCAAAGAUGCGUAUGCGGGUGCGGCUGAGCCGAAGAAGCUCUACUGGGUGCCGGGUGCUGGUCAUGUGGAUCUCUACGUCCGUGUGGACCUCAUCCCUUUCGCUAAGUUUGUGGUACUUUUCCAGCGCCGGCUUGCCUCGAACAACACGACUGCUCAGUAG
Phytophthora sojae is the source of this 896-nucleotide messenger RNA. RefSeq lists its product as hypothetical. The record is from RefSeq and is a predicted model, not a curated record. The transcript has 5 exons. Lineage: Eukaryota; Oomycota; Peronosporomycetes; Peronosporales; Peronosporaceae. Bases 30 to 896 code for a protein of 288 amino acids.